AUGGAAGAAGAUAAGAUUCAACAAUGGUCUGUGAACAAGUUAUUGGCUGGUUUGGAGCGAAUCGUUUCGAAAGAGGUGAUUUUUGUUUGAAAGUGAAGUUUUUUAUGAUACAUUAAUUUCAGAACGUUCCUUCUCUCUCGGAGAAUCAAUUAGAGCGAUUCCGAGAGAAUGGAGUGUUGACAAAUGGAGAGGCUCUCGACUUCUUCAAAUUCGUUCAUAAAAAAUCUGGAAAUCAGCUUCAAAAGUUCGGAACACCGAAAGAAAUGUUGGAUUCGUUGGCUGAUAUGCGAUUUGCUACCAGAUAUUAUUGGUACAAAAACAAAAACACAUUCUUUACCAAAGAAUUCCUGGAUGCUACAAUUGUUGUUCCAUUUGGCGAUGAAAAAAGCAAUCGAUACAUUCCCAAAUUUGAACUUGUGCCAGAGUUAUACGCAUUGUCUUCUCGUAUUUUCAUCACGAAUAUAGAGGACAUGACAAAUGUUAGCCGUAUGUUUAUCGAAUCGUUUCUUAUUUCACAAGCCAAUUAUCUGCUCAAAAAACACGAAGAUUCUUACGAUUUCACUUCUCAUGAACCUUGGUUGGCUUAUGUAAAAUAUUUGAGAUCACCUAGACAGGUUUGUUUUCUGUCUUCCCAUUUCUUUUUGUCAAGUAUAAUUUAUGUUUUCUCAGGUCUCCUUUGAUAUGAAACUUCCAAAAAUCGUCAAAGAAGAAGAUUUCUUGAAAAUUCGAGAUAACUUUUAUGAAAACACCAAACAUCUUUUCGAUGAAGUCUUUGAGAAGUUCAAAUCAAUGAUAAACGUCAAACCAAUCAAGGAAAAUCAAGAAUUUUACCAUAGAAGUUAUCGAAUUGCAAUGGCAUCUACGAUGCUUUCGAAACAAAUUGAAGAAACUUUUAUGGUUUUCAGAGAUGACAUCGUUAGUUUUCAGUGAAUCAUAAAUCAAUAAAGAAUACUUUUCAGAACAGCGAAGUCCCAUUGAUUCGACUUUUCUUGAGUGAAGAUGAAAUUUUCGUGAUUCCACAUGAAGUUAAAAAAGCCUUGUAUGUUAUUUUGCGAAAAAUGGAAAUCCCACAAGUUGAUUUGUCGAUGCUUAUUCCGGAGGAAACAAAAGACGAGAGAAAACUUGGUAUCGUAAAUACAAUGACAUUUGAUCAAUUCAACACUCUUUUGACAUUCAUUAAAAUUGGAUUCCAACAUUUUAAUGUGAGUUAUAAGCAGGGGUGCCGUUUGGGCACCCACAGGGCACCCUAAUACCCACAGUUCGGCGGGUACACCCGGGUGGGUAUUUUCAUUGAAAAAUGACAGAACGGGUGGGUAUACCCGGGCCCACCCAGAUACCCAUAAUGGGUAUUCGUAUUUGAUUUUUCGUACUAAUUUAUUUUCGAAAUUUUUUUGGAAAUUGUUUUUUUUUCAUGCAAAGUGGUCAGUUACAUGAAAAAUUGGUCUAAUAUGUAGAGAAAUUUCAAAAAAUCAGCUUUUUCUAAAAAAUUUUACUAUUUUUUGUGUUGUAAACACACAAAAGACUUUCUAUAAGUUGAGUAUGAGCACAUAUUCUCUCAAAGGUUGAUUUUAUCACAAACUCUUUCAUUUUUAUGUAGUUUGUGGUCGAAGUAAAACAUAUUCUAUCUUUUUCUACAAUAUAAUGCAUUUUAAGUUAUUUUAGAAGUCAACAAAAUCGGUAAAAUAUAAUUUUAUCGAUCGUUUUUGUUGCAUAUUAGUUUUUGAAUCAAAAGUCACCCAUGUUUUAGCUGAACUCGUCCAAUAACAUGGAUAAUAGCUAAACAAAACAAAAAAACCAAAAAAUUGCAUCAUACCCAAGGGUGCCCUAAGGGUGCCCACACCCAACCCGGGUAUUUGACACCCAGGUCGAUGGGCCUCAAUACCCGGGUAUUUUUCGAUUUACCCGGGUGGUGGCCGGGUAUACCCAGGUAUCAGCGGCAGCCCUGGUUAUAAGUAUUCCCUCAAAUUAUCAACUAAAUGAUUUAUAGGUGAUUCGAAUCGAGUUCCGCAAAAGUUUAUACGACAACAAUCUCCCAGUUUAUUCCACUUUUGGAACUCCAAUCAAACCAAUCAAGGAUUCUUUCGCUGAUAUUAUUCACUUCAUAACUGUUGUUUUGAAAGUAACAAACAUUCCAAAAAUUGUUGAAUUCAUAGAUGGAUUGGAAAUUUUCAAAAAAUUGAAAGAUUAUCCCAAAACCGUUCAUGACCUUGUCGCCGGAAAUAAUCCUUUCAAAACUCAAAAACUGAGUAAUUGUAUUGAAACAUGGAAAAUCGAUGAGGUAAUGGAUCAAGCCAGAAAACAUUUUGCAACCAUUCAAAAACGAACUUACGAAGUUCCACAAAAAUCAACAUAUUCAAGAAAAGAACUCUUCGAAGAAGUUGAAAAACUUGGUGCUCCAAAAAUGAACGAAGAUCCGGAAAUUGACAAGAAGAUUUUGGAAUUAAUUGGAACUUUCUCAAACAUCGAUUAUCGGCGAAUUUAUCAAGUAUAUUAUUCGCGAAUUCGUAUGGAAGUCGAAAAACGAAGUAUGAAUAUGAAGAAAAUUCAGAAGAACUUGACGGAAUUGGCGGAGAAAAAUAGUAACUUCGUUGGAAGAAAAGAAGAUAUUGAUAGAGCAAAUGCUCAACUUCUCGAAAUUCUUCAGUGAGUAAUUGAAAAAAAAUAAUUUUUUCUAAUCUAAUUUUUUUAGCCUUACACUUUCGCAUUUUUCAAACAACUCCUUCAAACCAAUGUCGGAAUUCGAAAAUGUUCUCAAAAAGCAUUUUCGUAGCAGUUUUGAUGAUGAUUCAUGGAGUUGUAUUCCGAAGGUAACAAUUUUGCUGACAAGUUGUCAAUUACAAAAUGCUGAUUUUUCAGAUUUUCAAAACACGAGAAAUGCUCAAACCUCUCGAAAAAUUCUUCGAUUUCAAAUAUGAGAACUACGCAUAUUAUUUCAAAAAGAAGAAUGUUCUUGAAGUUGACCCAGUUCAACAAAAACUUCUUCAAGCAAUCGAAGAAUAUGAAAAAGUAAAAUCGAAAAGUGGCAAAAAAUUGGAAGAUAAGUCGAAAAAGGUUGAUGAAAUGCGGAAAACUAUUGAUGUUUUGCAAGAUGCUUUGAAAAAUGUUGAGAAUCCUGAUAAAACUGCGAAGAAAUAUCAAGAAGAAAUCGACAAUUUGAAAAAGCAAUCGAAACUCAGAGAUGAGAAAAUUCAAAAGUUAUCAUCAGAAAAUAGUGGAAAAUCUCAAUCAAAGAAGAAAUGCAAUAAUUUGGAUGAAGUGCUUGAAAAAUAUCGAAGAUAUUCACAGAUAAAUUUCAAAGAAAUCAUCUCGAACAUCAAAAAGUUGUCGGAAAAGAAUCCAAAUUCUAUUGAAAUCCUCACCGCAAAAUUGGAAGUUUUGAAAUUUGAAGAAAAUUUUGGAUCAUUCUCUGCAAAAGUUUCGAAGCAAUUCGAGAAACUCAAGAAACUUCCAAAUGUUAAAUUUGAGGAAUUGGAAGAAGAAGAUGUAGACGAAUUUCCAAGUGAAGAGUUUAUGGAAAAAUAUAACAAAUGGAUGCAAGAGUAUAAUAUUUAA
Caenorhabditis angaria is the source of this 3552-nucleotide messenger RNA. The record is from the annotation of a GenBank genome assembly. NCBI's taxonomy places the organism in Eukaryota, Metazoa, Nematoda, Chromadorea, Rhabditida, Rhabditidae.